Molecule: messenger RNA, 1494 nt
Organism: Dichotomopilus funicola
Lineage: Eukaryota; Fungi; Ascomycota; Sordariomycetes; Sordariales; Chaetomiaceae
Exons: 3
Coding region: 1-1494 (497 amino acids)
Biological process (GO): manganese ion transmembrane transport; Golgi calcium ion homeostasis; calcium ion transmembrane transport
Cellular component (GO): fungal-type vacuole membrane; Golgi apparatus
Molecular function (GO): manganese ion transmembrane transporter activity; calcium ion transmembrane transporter activity
Source: RefSeq, a predicted model, not a curated record
AUGAAGCUACGAAAUUGGAAUUCGCCAUUGCUUCUUCUCCUCCUCCCGUCUCUCGCCUUAGCUAUCGCGCCUCCCCACCCGCAAUCGGACCAAGACUCGGUCGCGACCACGGACGGUGCGUCGUUCAGACGAUACGGCACCAAAGAUGCGCCGGUCGAUGGCAACGACGGCAAGCCGCAUGCCGGGCCGUUUGUCGAGCUCGACGGCAGCACCGAUUCGGCGGGCAACCUUCCGGCGCUGAAAGAUCGCCCAGAAGACCCGUUGGUUGUCGACGGGAAGCGGAUACCCGAAAGCCAUGACGGCGUGAUGGACGACAAGUAUCGGUCGGGACCAAAGGGAACCACGGGCACCGAGGGGGGCGUCAGCGAGAGGGAGAAGGAUAGAAAGAUGAGGGAACAACAGACGGGAGAGAAGGUCGAGAACAAGCCGCCAACUCCCAAGGAGCCGCCCCCGCUGUCCGAUUUGGACCAGGAGCGCAUUCGUUCUGCCAAUGAAGCCGCAUCUGGCGACAGAGAUGGCUCUGGUCUUGGGAAACCCGCCGAUCUUCCAGACAAGACCCACGACCAAUCGCUCCCGCUCCCCGAUUCCGCGGCCAAUAUCAACCACCUGGAUGUGUCCACCGGCACCGGACCCGGGAAAUACGCGACCUCUGAGGAGGAAGGCAACGAGGGCCUCAUCCAACCGCUGCACUCGUUCAUGCUCUCCUUCACGAUGAUCAUCUUCUCCGAAAUCGGCGACAAGACCUUCCUGGUCGCGGCGCUCAUGGCCAUGAAGCACGACCGCAUCGUGGUGUUCACCGCUGCGUUGAGCGCGCUGAUGGCCAUGACCGUUCUCUCCGCCGUGCUGGGCCACGCCGUGCCAACCCUGAUCCCCAAGCGCCUGACAACGUUCAUGGCCGCGCUCCUAUUCUUCGUCUUUGGCGCCCGCCUGCUCCGCGAAGGGCUCGCCAUGAGCCCGGACGAGGGUGUUUCCGCGGAAAUGCAAGAGGUGGAGAUGGAGUUGGAGGAGAAGGAGAACCUAGCCCGUCAGGGUGGGCAAGGGGCCAACGUGUCGCCGUACGCCCUGGAAAUGGGUCUCGGCAACCGCAAGCCCCGGUCCAAAUCCCGGUUUCCCGUUCCGGCGCGAAGCCCGUCCAGCUCGCCGGAGGGACGCAGCCCGUCGCCCCGCCCCAGCGGCCUGGUCGGCUUCUUGUCGGGGCUCAACAAUCUUGUUUCGCUACUUCUCAGCCCAGCUUGGGUCCAGACCUUUGUUAUGACGUUCUUGGGAGAAUGGGGUGACCGCAGCCAGAUUGCCACCAUUGCUAUGGCAGCUGGUCAGGACUACUGGUGGGUGACUCUAGGUGCGGUCCUGGGGCACGCCUGCUGUACCGGGGUUGCUGUUAUUGGAGGGAGAGCCAUUGCGGGUAGGGUGAGCCUUAAAGUUGUCACUGUCGGUGGAGCUGUUGCGUUUCUCGUUUUUGCUUUUAUCUACUUAUUCGAAGCCUGGUAUUCGUAG